This is a messenger RNA of Daphnia pulicaria, 4210 nucleotides long. RefSeq lists its product as uncharacterized. The transcript is spliced from 3 exons. Lineage: Eukaryota; Metazoa; Arthropoda; Branchiopoda; Diplostraca; Daphniidae. Gene Ontology annotation, molecular function: protein binding; GTP binding. Bases 212 to 4096 code for a protein of 1294 amino acids. The record is from RefSeq and is a predicted model, not a curated record.
AAGGUUUCAUGGCUUAAAACUACUCUUCAACUUGGUCAUCACUCAGCAGUUCACUUUUGGUAAGAAAAACUCUGGAUCAACGCCGUACGAACAAAUCUUUCGGUUCUCACAAAUAUAUAUUGCAUUUAAUCAAUCUUGCUCGUUUUAGUGUGCAACUGUUCAGACAAAAACAACAAGCAAGCGUCAGACCUGUAUAUUAUUAGCUGGCACGAUGAGUCAAUCCAAAAUACUAGCUUUGGGAAACCAAUUCAAUAUAGGAACUCUUUACAAUUACGUUGAAGAUGUCAUCGUACAAGGCAUGAACCUUUGGGCCCCAGCAGAUGUGAAACGUCGCAAAGUAGUUACCGAGGUAAAGAAAGAAAAUGUCAAACUUCACUGGAUAGAAGCUGGGCAAAGAAAUGACAGCAGAGAAAAUGAAGACAACAGGUCUGAAGACGAGCCGUGGUUGACUCGUUUGGGAAUGGACGACCAUUCUGCAAUGAGUUUCAUGGCCGGUGUUCUGCUCCCACCAUCUUUUGGAGGAGCCUGGCAAUACGUGGCCGAUUCAGUAACUGAAUCUUUCCUACUUGACUCCAAAAUGGUAAUUCAUUGCUAUCGUUCCAAUAAGAAAGUCCAAGUUAGUCCAAAUGGACUAGAAAUUGUCUGCCGGCCCAAAAAACUGAUCGAGUCCAAGGCCACUCAUGUCGUCGUGGGCCUCAUUUACGGUCAAGAAUCUUUUUGUAUUUUCUCUCGCCAACAAAACCCAAAUUCACAAAUUGAGGCGAUCGACGACGAAAGAAUGAAAAACUAUGCCAACUUAUUUCGCGAAGGUCUCUCGGUUGACCAAAGUCUACAAGAGUUGGAAGAAGAAUGUAACGAGGACGGCGAUGGCCGUCCCUUUUUCCAAACGGAUUUGAACUGUACUCUUUAUACACACACGAAAGGUGGAAGAAACGGGACAUUGAAGCCCGUUGCCGAGCAAUACGAAGCUUGCAGAAAGAUGCUGUACGAGGAAGGCCAGGCUGUCCCGCUGAGAGUAUUGCUUUACCCACUUUACAAGCUACUGCCGAACGAGGCAGGUAUCAUCAAAAUGCCGGAGAAUCGGACGGGCAAGUCUCGAGAAAAUGAAAUCGGCAUUUCCCACGACGUUGUAAUUCGCUGCCAGAAGAUGUGGAACCGUUUGAAACGUGUUCGUUUAGAAACGGACUCGAUAAUGGCGGAGCUAAACAACCAAUGGAUACCGAAAACCAUUCUGAAAAACGCGAAAGAUUUUAGCCAGUGUUUCAAGACAUUCACAUUGGCUUUAAAGAAGCAUUGGUAUGAAUUAAUCCUUUCCAUCCGAAGAGGCUGUCGCUCAGCAAAAGAAGAAAAUGUUAUCGAAAUAAUUGAAAUUAUCGAAAGCAAAUCGCCGUUCGUCGCGAAAGAAUUCGAACAUUGGCUUAAUUAUAAAAAAAAAACAAUCAAGACUUUUGAGAUGCUGGCAAACUUCCCCGGUGUGUGUUUCUUAUCAGCAACUGAUCAACUUGAUAGAGAAAUUAGAAGCAAAGGACAGAAUCGAACAGCAGUCGUCCUUCAUUUACCCAAUCUACCCGGGCAGUCGGAACAUUUCAUCCAAACAUUAAAAUCUUACGUUGAAGCAUCUAAUAAAUCAAAACCACCAAGUGGGAUUCUAUGGGAACAUCACUGUGAAAAAAUGCUGGGUUCGAAUGCUGUAAAAAAAGGAUUUUUUUCGGUUUGUCAAGAAUUUUCCGACUGGGUAACCAGUUAUAAUCGUGACUCCACUAACGUCCAUUAUUUCCUCUUUUAUGACGAACGGCCCGUUUCCGGUGACGGAUUACCUUUCAUCCGAUUGUACGAUUGCGGUUCAGGAGUGGACCUUCCAAUGAAAUUCUCCAUCCCCGAGGAUCCUGGAGAAGUCACAGUGAAUAAAAAUCGGCGGGGUGUAAUUAGAUUAAACUGGACGGCCGAAAAAAUGGAUAAGAAUUUUCUGUUACAGUACCGCAACGUCAACACAUCUGAUGAGUGCUGGAAAUCAAUUUCAAAUUUUUCAAAUGAAAUAACAAUCGAUUUCCUGCAGCCGGAUGAGAGUUACUUCUUCAGGGUUGCUAGACUGACACAGGGAGGUAAAAGUCCAUUCGGCCCAAUCAGCUCUGAGAUAACAAUCGAUCCUGUUUACCAGCGGCCAACAGAUCUUCAGUGUAUUUCCGUGACCGACACAACUAUCGCCAUUUCCUGGAACCAAGUGAUUCCAGAAGAAGAUGAAGUCUGCGAUGCCAGCCGAGUAGCAAAGGAAGAAGAAAAUGCCAAAUCGUUUCAACUGAGCGGUUUCAUGAUUCAUUGCUGGGAAACUGGCAAUCGAGAAUCCACCCUCAUCCAAAGAUCAACAUCAGAUAAAUCAAUUGAACUGCAUCAUCUUAAUGUCGGCAGCCUUUACAGCAUUCAGGUUAGAGUGGUGUACACGGACUCGACGGGCUCAAAAUUCUUUAGUUCACCUGCGAUUUUACAAGCGAGGACAUUGCAAGUCGCAGAACGACCGGCACAUAUAGUUCGUCGCGUCAGUCAAAAGAGUUCGGGGAGCUCUGUGAUUGAUACCAACAAUUUACCACUCAAGAAAGUUAACGAUGACAAGAUACAAGGUGUCGGUCAUUACGUUUUCGGCGAGAAAAGUGUCAUGGCACUUGCCGGUAAACAUCGGAAAAGGACAAUUCUGAUGGUGGGAGCCACUGGAACAGGCAAGAGCACUCUAAUCAACGUAUUGGUCAAUUACAUGCUGGGAAUUGAGUGGAACGAUGACUUCCGCUUCAAAUUGAUCGAUGAACCGGACACGAAAUCGCAAGCGCACAGCCAGACGGAGCUGGUGACCACCUACGACCUGUACGAAAUGAAAGGGUCCCGGUUGGGCUAUUCUCUGACAGUCGUGGACACGCCGGGAUUUGGCGACACACAGGGACUGGAGCAAGACAACAAGAUUAUGCAACAAAUUGAAUCCUAUUUCAAGUGUAAGCACAGUAUUAAGCAAUUAGAGGCCGUCUGCUUAGUCGUCCGUUCGUCACUAUCCCGGCUGACGCCCACGGAAAAAUAUAUUUUUGAUUCCAUCUUGUCUAUUUUUGGCCAAGACAUCAAGGACAAUAUCCGUCUGAUGGUGACAUUUUCUGACAACUCAGAGCCACCCGUUUUGGAAGCCAUUAAAAUAGCAAAUAUUCCGUGUCCUAUUGAUCCAGCAACUGGAACGAUAUUUUAUCACAAAUUUAAUAAUUCCGUUUUCUACGAGAGCAACAGAAACGACCACGAAACAAAUCAAGUAAACGAAACCUACUUUAACAUGACUGUAAAGGCUUUCGAGAAAUUCUUUAAUGAUUUGGGUCAAAUGGAAACAAAGUCUUUGACGAUGACCCGUGAAGUUCUCGAGGAGCGAAAGCGACUCGACUUUCUUGUUGAAGGCCUUCAAACAAAAAGUGAACUCAAGUUGACGCAAGUGGAAGAGCUCGAACAAAUCAAAAAAGCUCUAAAAGAAAAUCAAGAUCAAAUGGAAGCCAACAAAUAUUUUGAAUUUGAAGUCGAGUUUCUCGUUCCAAAGGAGACGGACAUUAGCGGGACAGGCCAAUUUACAACUAACUGUCAGACAUGUCAAACAACUUGUCACUUUCCUUGUCAGCAGGCCAGCGACGAAGGGAAACACCUUUGCUCUGUCAUGGAUUCCAGUGGUACAUGCAUGAUUUGCAAAUGCCCCUGGAAUGUUCACUUCAAUCAAAAGUAUAGGUACGAAAUGGUCAAAGAGAAAGUCAAGCGUUCAUCGGACGCCAUCCGCAAACAGUACCAGGGAGCAGCAGAUGAGACACUAACGAAUGAAAGGCUGCUAGAAAACAUCAAGAAAGAGAUUGCCGAGCAUGAGAAACAACUGUUGGCGCUUACGCAAGCCACUUAUCAACACAUUCGGCGUCUAAACGAAAUCGCCCUGCGACCUCAUAUACUAUCAACCUCAGACUACAUCGACCUGUUGAUAGAUGGCGAGAAAAAAAAGCCUCACUCAGAACGCAAUCAAAGAAUUUCCACGUUGCAGAAGCUCCGCAAGAAAUCCGAAAUGAUCAAGAAAUUGAUACAAGAACAGCAGACAUAACAAUGGCAGCGCCUACAACAACCUUCAAAAUCCACGUCUACAAUGACCUCGAUCUUUUUCUCUUGUUUGUCUGUAACGGUGCACAAGCGAAUCAAUAAACUAAAAGACAUAAUC